UUAAACGUCUGGGGUCCUACUGACGUAGCCGUCUUUUGGUGCCUGUUGUGACCGGCAGUUGUGUUGGAGGAAUCGGUACGAGUCGUAGUCCGAAGGAUUGAGGGCCCCGAAGCUCCCGGUGGACUGCAGGCAGGCCGGGCUCAGGGAGCCACGGGGCCGGUGUAUAGUGUUUACCCCGGCCUCUCAGCAUGGAUCAUAAAGAAGAAACUGACAGCAAAGACCCUUUUGCUGACAUCAAGAAAGCCCCCCGGAGCAAAUCAUGUCACUGCUAUACUAAGGAAGAAUUGCUGGAUAUCAAGGAGCUCCCUCAUUCUAGACAGCGGCCUUCCUGUUUGCUAGAUAAAUACGACAGUGAUGGUGUAUGGGAUCCUGAGAAGUGGCAUGCAUCCCUCUACCCGACUUCGGGCCGUAGCUCACCUGUCGAUGCCUUGAGAAAGGAGCCUGAGUCAGAAAGAACAUCUCUGAAACGCAGGAUAGUUGACCCAAGAGAGCGUGUGAAAGAGGAUGAUCUCGACGUGGUACUCAGCCCACAGAGAAGGAGCUUUGGGGGUGGGUGUCAUGUCACGGCAGCUGUCAACUCUCGUAGAGCUGGAAGCCCCCUCGAUAACAAGGAAAAUGAGAGCUUGCGUCUCAUUGGUGGCCGACGGAUUGGUAGCGGAAGGAUUAUGGCUGCGAGGGGCUUUGAUCGUGACUUGCGUGGAGUAGAAAAGGAUAUCAGAGAGCCUCGGGACAGUCGAGAGCGAGAGAAGGAAUAUAAAGAUAAGAGAUUCAGGAGAGAAUAUGGGGACAGCAAGCGUGUGUUUGGUGAGAGGCGGAGAAAUGACUCUUAUACAGAAGAGGAACCAGAGUGGUUCUCCGGGGGUCCAACUAGCCAAUCUGAAACUAUUGAACUUACUGGCUUUGAUGACAAAAUCUUAGAGGAAGAUCAGAAGGGGCGGAAAAGAACUCGUAAACGCACAGUCUCAAUCAAAGAAGGAUUUGAAUGCAAUGGGGCAAUGUUAGAAGAAGCUGCCCUACCUUCUGAGAGCGCAGCAGACCAGGAAGUGCCUCAAGAGCCAGCUCUACAAGGCCCGGGGGAUUUUGACUUUAAUGAGUUUUUUAACCUGGAUAAAAGUGUGCCAGGCUUGGCAUCGAUGAUAGAGGAUGUUCUGGGUGAGGGAUCAGUGUCUGCAAGCAGAUUCAGCAGGUGGUUUUCCAAUCACAGUCACUCAGGGAGCCGUUCCAGCAGUCUGCGUUCAACGCCCCAUGAAGAACUGGAGAGGCUAGCUGGGUUGGAACAGGUGCUUCCCUCCAUUGGGCAAAGCACUGGAAAUUACUUUGCUCCUAUCCAAUUAGAAGACCAUGCUGAGAAAGUUGACAUCUUGGAGAUGUUGCACAAAGCCAAAGUAGACUUGAAGCCUCUGCUAUCCAGCCUGACUGCUAACAAAGAGAAGCUUCGAGAGAGCACACAUUCUGGCGUGGUCUUAUCAGUGGAGGAGGUUGAAGCUGGGCUCAAGGGGCUGAAAGUGGAACAGGAAAGAAAGAUUGCAACACCGUUCAUGGCUGAGCAGUUGGAAGAGGCUCUGACGGCUAUGGCUGGCCCAGCAAAACCUCGACGGGAUGCAGAUAUGUCUGCCUUCAAUAAACUCGUAAGCAGUAUGAAGGCAAGUGGGACACUGCCUUCUCAGCCCAAAGAUAAUAGAAAUCUAGAUGCUCACUUGAUGUCUGCAUCCUCUGAUGUUAUGGGAAAUACCCUUCAGCGUAAUAUUUUACAGGAGCUGCUUGGCCCUCCAAUCCCUGACCCAUCCUCCAAUGUCAUGAACAAUCUCAUGGGAGCACUGGACUCCACAUCUUCCCUAUUAAGGCAAAGGUCCCCAUCUCCUCAAAUACCGCAAGCAUUCCCCCCACGAGCCUCUUCUGCAGACUACCUUCGAAAUCGAAUACCUUCUCCUCUUGGCUUCUCUGCAGGUCCCCAGCAUCUCCUUGGAGAGCAGUUCCUCACAGGUGUACCUAAAGCAGACAGCCCUGUGAUGGCACAGGUUCUUCCGCUGGACCUGCAUCAAGCCGCAAUGGAAGGAUUACUAUCACAUGAGCUUGCCCUCCAAGCUGCAAGCUACUAUCCUUCUGUUUAUGGAAAAAUGCCCAUGGACAGAGGUAGAGAUGGUUACCGGAGCAGACAGCAGCAGAGGAUACCCAAAUCUCCAGUGCCCAAUUUACGGGGGAAGUCAAUAUCUCCGGGACCUGGUGCCCCAGUCACUAGCAUGUUGUCCCCAUCUUUCACGCCUACCUCAGUAAUCCGAAAGAUGUAUGAAAGCAAAGAAAAGAGUAAAGAUGAGGCUUCUGCUGGAAAGCAAAGCUACCAGGGAAGAGAGGAGGGAAAAAGUGUGCAGGAAGAUGGAGCUUUAUCUAGUCCAGAAACUACUGCUGCCCAGGAGACCUCCCCAGUAGUGGGUACAAGAUUCCCAUCUUCUCCACACUCAGCUGGUACCCCACCUCUUCCCCAGCAGGGCCGUUACACCAAAGACCAGGACUUCCGUCCCAAAUCUGCCGGGAGGAGAACUCCCACUCUAGCAUCCCCAGUACCAGGAUCUUUUCUGCGCCCCCUUCACCAGAUGCCCAUUGUGCCAGUUGUCCGGCCAUCCCACCAGUUGCACCCAGGGUUGGUACAGAGGAUGCUAGCGCAGGGUGUUCCUCCACAACAUCUUCCUCUCCUGCAAGCUGGACUACUUCCAUCUGGUGUUGACCUGCCCUCUCUACAUGCUCUUUCCCCAUCAGUUCUUGGUCAGCCUUUCUACCCAUUACCAGCUGCAGGGCACCCUAUUCUGAACCAACGUCCUGCAAACCCUCUGCAGCUCGCAAUGAUGCAACAACCAGUGCCGCGCGCCGGAUCUGGCUUCUCAGGAACCCAUGCUCCCUCACAAGGCUUGACAAACCGCCCUGGGCUUCACAUGAUGGAGCAGCGUCCUCUGAGGAGUACUUCACCUGUUGGACUGGCAAAGUGGUUUGGGUCUGAUGUCCUGCAGCAGCCUCUCCCUUCAAUGCCCGCUAAAGUGAUCAGUGUGGAUGAACUGGAAUACAGACAAUGAGGCUGAACUGUGCCACCAUCUGCUUCCCUCUGCCUAGUCCAGCCCCUCUAAAGCGGAGUAUAAUGAUCACAAACCUGAUAACACUUCUGCUGAGUUUUGUUUUGUUUAGAAUUUGGGCUGUGCUAUGCAGGGUCUACUAAAAAAAAUUGCAGGAACAUGGAGCGUCUACUCCCUCCCCAUCUGCUGAAUAUUACUGCAGACUGUGUUUGGAACAGCAUAUUUUGCCCUGGAAGCCUUUUGGAAAAGGGGCAUGUCUAAUUUCUGUUUAGUUUUUUUUCUGAUCAUGCUGAGGGGCUGCAAUGAUCCUUGCAGAUGAACUUGUGUACAGACUUGUAUAAAGCUAAUUUUUUUUUUUUUUUUCUUUCUUUCUGCCCUUGUGUAUAUAAAUCACAGUUAGGUUUAGGUUUUUUGUUUGAGACUCUGUAAAGAGGAAGCUUACUCUUGUGCUGUUUUUGCCACUUACCAAGUCUGAGCUCUCCCUUUAAUUUGUACAUGUCUCUUUUCUUUCAAUUAAAACUGCAUAUGCCAACA
Spea bombifrons (plains spadefoot toad) is the source of this 3596-nucleotide messenger RNA. RefSeq names its product eukaryotic translation initiation factor 4E nuclear import factor 1 (gene EIF4ENIF1). The transcript has 19 exons. The coding region runs from base 189 to 3065 and encodes 958 amino acids. Gene Ontology annotation, biological process: negative regulation of translation. Gene Ontology annotation, molecular function: mRNA binding. The record is from RefSeq and is a predicted model, not a curated record. Lineage: Eukaryota; Metazoa; Chordata; Amphibia; Anura; Pelobatidae. Gene Ontology annotation, cellular component: cytoplasm; nucleus.